This is a messenger RNA of Gamsiella multidivaricata, 1822 nucleotides long. Its product is annotated as glycosyl-transferase for dystroglycan-domain-containing protein. Bases 247 to 1680 code for a protein of 477 amino acids. Gene Ontology annotation, biological process: protein O-linked glycosylation via mannose. Lineage: Eukaryota; Fungi; Mortierellomycota; Mortierellomycetes; Mortierellales; Mortierellaceae. The transcript has 5 exons. The record is from RefSeq and is a predicted model, not a curated record. Gene Ontology annotation, molecular function: xylosyltransferase activity; glucuronosyltransferase activity.
CAUUCUUUCUUCAUCCUUGAUCGCCGCUAAUGUCUAUCCUCCGGCACUGUCCAUCUACUGCAUCCUCAUUCAUCAUAAACACAUAACAACUUAUUUAUAUCCCUGUCUAUCUAUACCUCUUACUACUCUUUCGAUUCUAUUCUCCACAUCGAACACCUCUCUUCCGUCUCACACACCCCUCUCUCCUAAUUGCUUCUGAUACACACAUAUUACACCCUCCCUUAGUUCGUUGCCCCCUCUUCACAUAUGGCAGUAGCAGUCUCAGGUAACCUGUGCACCUGCCUGUUCCGGUACCUGGUGCUGGGAUUCCUAGCCUUCGCCUUCUUCUAUACGACGGGGUCGUUGUUGUUCCCGGACCUGAGCUCGGAGGACCUCCGCAAGAAUGCAGCUGGCCUGAUUCAACGGGGUGCUGGAGCUGCAGGUGUCAGUGCCGGCUCACUGUCCUGGAUCGAUGCCCAGUACCCAACCUUUGAGACCGAAAGUAUUCACUACAGCAAGCAAAAAAUGGCUAUCCAGCCCGUCAAUCGUCAAGGUUUACAACAGAAUACCAGCAAUCAGCAUCUGGUCGACGAGGAUUUCUAUCUGUCCAAAGUGUACAGCACAGCCAUGCAGCCUUCGAAGGUGAUCCCGUACUAUUUUCGGGCAGAGGGCGUCUUUGACAAGGAGGAGGUCACCAUCACCACUCUGAUCACUGAGAACAGAUUCGAAGUAUUCACAAAGCUGGUGCGCAACUACCGCGGCCCAAUUUCUGUCAGCAUCUGGAUCCGCGAUGAUGAGUUCAAGGACCAGCAUUUCCAGGCACUUCACGACCUCUACGGAUCCGAACCACUACUGAAGCAAUAUGUGGAUGUCCAUGUGGUGGUCGACCGAUUUGAUUUCCAGCUCAACAUGUGGCGUAAUGUCGCUCGAUUGUUCGCACGGACAGAUUACUUUAUGUUGCUGGACGUCGACUUCCAUAUCUGCACGAAUCUGAGAAAGCACUUGCAGGAGAAUCCCUAUGCGAGGCAACUGCUGCGCGAGGGUUCUGCUUUGAUCUUGCCAGCUUUCGAGUUCACGCACGAGGAAGACGGUGUCGACUCGGCCACGUUCCCGGUCGAAAAACAAGCGGUCGAAAAGUUGGUGGCCGACAAGAACUUGAUGGCGUUCCAUUCUGCAAAGUUCGUUCCUGGACAUGGAGCGACGGAUUAUCCAAAGUGGUUCAAGACCGAUGAAAUUUACCGGGUCACAGAAUUCAACUACAAGUACGAGCCAUAUGUGAUCCUGAAGAAGGAGGGAACUCCCUAUUGUGAUGAGCGGUUCGUUGGCUAUGGUGCAAACAAGGCGGCCUGCUUGUAUGAGAUCUACAUCUCUGGUAUCGACUAUUAUGUUUUGCCAAAAGACUUUUUGAUCCAUCAAUCGCAUGCCUAUCUUGAAUCCAAGCGUUCUGGUGGUCGCAAACUGAACGGAGAGUUGUAUACAGCUUUCAGAGAUGAGCUGUGCUUCCGGUACGCACGAGCGAUGUACUUUGCCAACGAGCUAGACACGCGCAAGGCUGCGAACAUGAAGUCUCAGUGCUCGAAUCUCAAGGGGUUCAAGGCUGCAUUGGAGGCCUUCCCACAGAUGUGGCCGACCACUGCACCAUUAACCUCAUUGCCCGCCGGCUCCCCUUCCACGACAACGCCCAAGCGUCGUAGGACAUAAUCAGGUACCGGUGAGGAAGGGAUGGACAUCAUAGAGAAAAGAGUUAAUUAGGCGCUAAAACGGAAUGGUCAUGGACCCAUAGAAAUUUUGCCCAGGAAACAUUAAAGCCAAAAAAAAAAUGUAAAGAACAAGAUGCGAGGAC